Messenger RNA from Clupea harengus (Atlantic herring), 5463 nucleotides. RefSeq names its product mucin-2-like. NCBI's taxonomy places the organism in Eukaryota, Metazoa, Chordata, Actinopteri, Clupeiformes, Clupeidae. The record is from RefSeq and is a predicted model, not a curated record. The transcript is spliced from 9 exons. Bases 1999 to 5463 code for a protein of 1154 amino acids.
UUUGGAAAGGGUAUCUCCCUCACGUUCCACCUUCUUGCGCGAGCUCUGACUAGACUAGAGAACUGUCAUUGGUCGACUGCUUUCUCAGUGUUGCCUGAUGUACGAUACUUAUCCUCCAAAUACGAUAAUCUUGAGCCUUUGGUUUGAUACUUUGCCAUUCCCAAUCUGGCAACACUGAGCACCUUGCCGCCUCGCUAGUUGCAUUGUUUAGAACAGCACAUGACAUGGAUGUGAACAAUGUCACAACUUCCAGGGGGCGGGGUCAUCUGCAUGUGAAAAAUGUUAAAACUGCUACACACUACUCUGCCCCCUCCCCCGCUACGAAGUGUCCUCUUUUUCACAAACUCAAAUCUGUCCACCCUAGAUAAAUGCAUUUGUUUAUUGUUGAUAAAGGCAUUUGGUACAUCACAUAAUGCGUUCUGUCUAUUAAAUAAAGUCUGUUACACAUGGCGUCUCACUCUAAAUUUCGUUGUAUGCAAAUACAAUGACAAUAAAGGCUUUUCUAUUUCUAUGUGCACCUCGCUAGCACACCUGCCUCCAAUGUCCAAGGUUGCGAGUGUGAGUCCGGUGCAGGACUGAGCUGUCACGCAACACAGGUUCCGCAACCUCUCUAGUUGAGGCUCAGCGCUGCUCCUCCAACCAAUACAUGUUUGCCAACACAGUUUGAACCAUUAGGGAUUAUACAUGUUCAGCCUGAUGAUUUACUGUUUAUAAAAUUUGAAAUAGUAUUACCUCAGGAAUUUAUGUCACUCGAUUUCUCCCAUUGCUAAGAAGGCCGUUUCCUGGUGAGAAGGCGCAGGAGCAAUGGCUAAUAAUACAGUGUAAUCUUGUCAAAGGUGCUUAUGUUCCAGAGACCUGUGACUGUAUAUGGAUUAUAUUGUUGAAACCAUAUUUACCAGGUUGUUAUCAGUGUCAUGGCCACCCAUUCCUCUCUAUUCGAGUAGGCCAUUCUUCCCUAUUCGAGUAGGCCAUUCUUCCCUAUUCGGGUAGGCUAUUCUUCCCUAUUCCUAGCGCAGUUUAAAAAGGUGAGUUAUUCAGGAUUAAUUGCUUACAAUGUUUCAUUAUGCCUAUACACCCACAGGCAUAUAUUAAAGGAACACUAGGCAACAAUUUGACACUUUUUGAGGUAUGGUUUUAUAGGCAACUAGUUUUGGUAUAAUACAGUAUGUUUGCAAUGAGUUUGUAUUACAAUGAUGCGUGCAAUGUUGCAUGUUGUGUUUGAGACGGUUAAAGCAAGUGAGUAAAUUCAAAUGUUAACAUGGUACAUUUUAAUUGCCUCUUAAAAUUGGAAACUGGAAUGAUGCACAAACUCUGCUUUGGUCUGGCUGGUUAUUUUCUGUCUUCACUAAUUCAUGCUAACUGAUGCCUUUUUUCAUUCAGAUGGCAGACUUUCGUAAACUGGAAAACAUCCUCUCCCACCUACUCUUUCUAGGUCAGAGGCUUUCCUAUGUGGUUACGGAUAUUUUCCCUUUUACACAGACCUACGUUUUGUGCUACACGCCUUUUAACACUGUCUUUGAGUAUCUCUCAGCAUUCAUUCAACAAAGGUCAAAUGUUACACAAUGAGCCAGAGAGCACCCCACUCUCCCAGACAGACAGUGGGCAGGGUUCCCCUGCUGGUAAUCCGUCAGACCCUCGGACACUUCCAGAAGGGGGAACUCCUCCAGUAACGAAAUCUCUUCACAUGGACCUGAAGACUGCCUAAAAAGAGGAACCUGCCCGAGCAACCUUAGCCCCCUCCUGUGCACGUCCCUGCGUGCGUGUGUGUGUCUGUGUGUGUGUCUGUGUGUGUGUGUGUGCGUGUGUAUGUGUGCGUGCGUGUGUGUUUGAACAAGCCUGGAUUCAAAUCAAUCUAUAUUUAUACUUUUUUGUCAAAUGUUUUGAAAGUUGCUAUGGACAAAAGGGGUUGCCAAGUGCUUUAAACUUAUGAAGUCUUCAUAUUACUUAAAGCAGACCGCUGAGGGUUUGCAUCAUUAAUAGCCCAGUGAAGUAUCAGUCAUGGGGAAAGAAGCAAUACGGAAAAUACCACUGUUUUUUGUUGAUACUGUUGUUGUACAAGUUGUGAAAUAUACAUUUGUGUUUUUCGCAGGAUUGUCUGCGUCUGAGACUAUAAACCCUCUUUCUGCACUUGCAGAGCAGACCACUGUUGGCAUGUAUCACCUGACAGAUAAACUGAUAGGCAUGUCCAUUCAUCUGCUGUCCACAGGUCUUCUUGCUCUGCUAUUGUGCCUUUCCACCAAGGGUUUCCCAAGACAAGUCAAUGGCAUUGAGUUCUACAGCGACCUAGAGAGGUCGCACCUCCUGCUGAAGGAAAGCAACUCUCAGACCAGUUUUGACUCCAAGGCCAAUGCUCAAGCUGAUAAUGGCCUGUUUGAAGAGGAUCCCGAAUUCAUGUCGGUUAUUCCAAAGGGCAAUUCUGGCACCAAACAUGGAUUGCCUGCACCUCCCAAGGAGGUAUCUGUCAAGAACAAGACUGAAGCUUUAAGAGGGCCUGCACUGAAACGAGCCAGACGGGAUAUUAUUGCAACCACCACAAAAGCUCCCACCACUACCACAACAGCACCCACAACAGCUACAGAAGCUACCACAACAGCUGCUGCAACCACAACAACAGAGCCAGCAACCACAACAACAGUGGCUGAAAAUACCACAACAGCUACAAAUACCAGCUCCCAGCAACAAAUACCAGCUCCCACCACUAACACAACAGCACACAUAACAGCUCCAGAAACUACCAAAACAGCUGCUACAACCACCACAGCAGCUCCAGCAACUACCACAACAGCUGCUGCAACCACCACAACAGCACCCACAACAGCUCCAGAAACUACCACAACAGCUGCUACAACAACCACAGCAGCUCCAGCAACUACCACAACAGCUGCUGCAACCACCACAACAGCACCCAUAACAGCUGCAGCAAUUAUCACAACAGCUCCCACCACUACCACAUUAGCGCCAACAACAGCUCCAGAAACUACCACAACAGCUGCUGCAACCACCACAAAAGCUCCAGCAACUACCACAACAGCUAAUGCAACCACCACAACAACUGCUGGAACCACAAUAACAGCUCCAGCAACCCCCAAAGCAGGUGCCACCACUACCACAACAGCACCCACAACAGCUCCAGAAACAACAGAUGCUGAAACCAUCAAAACAGCUCCAGCAACAACAACAACAGCUCCAGCAACCACCACAACAGCGGCUUCAACUACCACAAUAGCUAUUGCAAGUACCACAACAGCUGCAGCAACUACCACAACAACUCCCACCAAUACCACAACAGCACCCACAACAUCUCCAGAAACUACCAAAACAGCUGCUGCAACCACCACUACAGCUGCUGCAACUACAACAACGGAACCCACAACAGAACGCACAACAUCUGCCACCACUACCACAAAGGCCCCCACAAGAGCUGCUGCAACUUCCACAACAGGUUCCCAAACCACCACAACAGAUGCUGCUGCAACCACCACAACAGCACCCAUAACAGCUGCAGCAAUUACCUCAACAGCUACCACCACUACCACAACAGCACCCACAACAGCUCCAGAAACUACCACAACAGCUGCUGCAACCACCACAACAGCUCCAGCAACUACCAAAACAGUUGCUUUCCACAUCAGCACCCACAACAGGUUCCCAAACCACCACAACAGAUGCUGCUGCAACCACCACAACAGUUCCUGCAACUACAACAAUGGAAACCACAACAUCUGCCGCCACUACCACAAAGGCCCCAACAACAGCUGCUGCAACUUCCACAACAGCACCCACAACAGAACUACCACAACAGCUGCUGCAACUACCACAAUAGCUAUUGCAAGUACCACAACAGCUCCUGCAACUAAAACAGAAGCCACAACAUCUGCCACCACUACCACAAAGGCCCCCACUACAGCUGCUGAAACUUCCACAACAGCACCCACAACAGGUUCCCAAACCACCACAACAUAUGCUACUGCAACCACCAUAACAGCACCCACAGCAGCUCCAGAAACUACCACAACAGCUGCUGCAACUACCACAACAGCUGCUCCAACCACCACAACAGCUGCCGAAACCACAACAACAGCUCCAGCAACCACCACAACAACGGCUGCAACUACCACAACAGCUGCUGCAACCACCACAAUAGCUAUUGCAAGUACCACAACAGCUGCAACAACUACCACAACAGCUGCCGAAACCAGAACAACAGCUCCAUCAACCACCACAACAACGGCUGCAACUACCACAAUAGCUAUUGCAAGUACCACAACAGCUCCUGCAACUACAACAACAGAAGCCACAACCACCACAACAGCACCCACAGCAGCUCCAGAAACUACCACAACAGCUGCUGCAACUACCACAACAGCUGCUCCAACUACCACAACAGCUGUUGAAACCACAACAACAGCUCCAGCAACCACCACAACAACGGCUGCAACUACCACAAUAGCUAUUGCAAGUACCACAACAGCUCCCACAACAGCUCCCACCACUACCAAAACAGCACCCACAACAGCUCCCACCACUACCACAACAGCACCAACAACAGCUCCAGAAACUACCACAACCGCUGCUGCAACCACCACAACACCUGCUGCAGCAACCACAAUAGCUAUUGCAACUGCCCCAACAGCUGCAGCAACUACCACAACACCUGCCCUCACUACCACAUCAGCUCCUACAAUUACAACAACGGAAGCCACAACACAACCCACAACAUCUGCCACCAUUACCACAAAGGCCCCCACAAUAGAUGCUGCAACUUCAACAACAGCUCCCACAAAAGGUUCUCAAACCACCAAAACAGAUGCUACUGCAACCACCACAACAGCACCCACAACAGCUGCAAAAACUACCAGAACAGUUACAGCAACAACCACCACAGCUCCUGCAACCACCACAUCAGCGGUUUCAACUACCACAACAGCUGCUGCAACCAAUACAAUAGCUAUUGCAACUACCAAAACAGCUGCAGCAAUUACCACAACAGCUCCCACCACUACCACAACAGCUCCUGCAACUACAACAACGGAAGCCACAACAGAACCCACAACAUCUGCAACCACUACCACAACAGCACCAACAACAGCUCCCACCACUACCACAACAGCACCCACAACAGCUGCUACAACCUCCACAACAGCUGCUGCAACCACCACAACAGAGGCUGCAACUACGACAACAGCUGCUGCAACUACCACAAUAGCUAUUUCAACUGCGGCAACUACCACAACAGCCCCCACAACCACCACGACCAACACAACAGCCCCCACAACAGCACCCACCACGACCACCACAACAGCCCCCACAACAACCACCACGACCACCACAACAGCCCCCACAACAACAACGAAUGGCACAGCCAUCAGCGGCAGCAACUCUGGUGACGUCAGCAGCAGGAUCAGCCUCUUCACCACCUUCAGCCUCACCCUCCUCUCCGUGCUCGUCACACGGCCGUGGUAG